AUGCCUGAAGAGGCAGAGGCGCCAGAUCGCAACGUUUUUGCCCCUGGGAAUAAGGGACAUCAUCAUCAUUACGACAAUCACCACAAAAUCAUCUCUUUAGAGAAGUUCUUUAGGAAAUCGGGCGUGAUUUACCAAAUUUCGAUGUUUGUACAGGAGUUUGUGUGUCGAAAGGCUUCGGUCAAGGUUUAUCAUACAAGAAAUGCACCUUUUUUUCAACUCGUUUCAAACAAGCAAGAAUAA
Sclerotinia sclerotiorum 1980 UF-70 is the source of this 240-nucleotide messenger RNA. RefSeq lists its product with no specific name. The record is from RefSeq and is a predicted model, not a curated record. Lineage: Eukaryota; Fungi; Ascomycota; Leotiomycetes; Helotiales; Sclerotiniaceae. Bases 1 to 240 code for a protein of 79 amino acids. The transcript has 2 exons.